GCACACAAGUAACCACCACUUCCCCCAAAUCCCUUGUGCUCCUUAGACGGUAGGGCGGCGGCGACGGCGAAGCCUGGCGGCGGGCCGCGAUGGCAUUUGGUCGACGGGAGGUCGGAUUGCGGCGGGCAAGGCUGCGGUGGUUGGGUCGCGGCGGGGCACGGCGGCGCCCUCACGUCCGUUACCUACGGCGCAGAACACCUCCGCCGUGAGUGGUCGCGUCUCCGGCGAGCUCGCCGCUGUGAAGUAAAUAUACUCUGAGACGACAACAGUAAGUGGGCGACAACUCUGCAGUAAAAGAUUCAGCCUCCUCGAGCUGGGGUCAGUCGCUGCGUCAAAUGUGCUCGCUGUAAUCAAGAAGCGCUGCUUGUUUGUUUAAUCACAAGUUCAGAUUCAGAACCGACAAUGUAACUAAAUUACUAUGUUAUAGCUGGUUCCUCGAGCCUUGUAAUGAAGACAGAAAAGUGCCAACUUGACACAAAGCUUGUAGCUGAAAUGGAUUCACCUUACUAAUCCACACGCCCUUACCAGCUGCUAGCUAGACUCACAUCUGCCAUUAGCACCACCACAUCCACAUCACAGCCAGGAAGGAGAGAGCCAUGGAGGCGACGGGGGUGAGCUUGGGGAAGGCCGCGCUGGGCGGCGCACUGGGCUAUGCCACGUCCAAGGCAGCGGAGGAAAUCGCGCUGCAGCUUGGCGUCGAGCGUGAUGUGAACUUCAUCAAGGAUGAGCUGCAGAUGAUGCAGUCGUUCCUCAUGACGGCUGAUGAGGAGCAAAGCCAGAACAAGGUGCUCACCACCUGGGUGAAACAGAUCGGGGUCCUAGCUUACAAAGUGGAGGACAGCCUCAUGGACUUUGGCCUCCACUCGGAGAAAAAGCCAUUUUUGGGGUGCAUUCCCCGCAACCCAGGUGACCGACGCCGCAUCGCCAAGGAGGUGAAGCAGCUGAGGGCUGAGGUGGAGGACGUGAGCAACAGGAACCUGCGCUAUCGCCUCAUCAAGGAGAGCUCAUGCUCCAAUCCUACCGCAGCAGAGGAGCAGGCCAGCAUUGCCAGUGCGGCAAUGUUUGGCAUCACCGAAGCAAGGUUUUCCACCUUUGUGCAUGAAAAAUCAUCAGUGGUGGACCUCCACCAGCUGAUUAACAGCAAUGAUGUGAACCUUAGGGUGAUUGCCAUGUGGGGAACUUGCGGUGAUGUUGGGAAGACAUCUGUCAUCCAGGAGAUUUAUGAUGACCCGAAGGUAUUGAAAAGGUUUGGCUUCCAUGCUUGGAUUAGAUUGAUGCAUCCUUUCAACCCACAAGAGUUCCUCCGGAGCUUGCUAAGGCAGUUUUAUGAAAAUUCACAUGAUGAGGUUGGAAAGCCAUCUUUCAAUCCACAAGACUUUCUUCAGAGCUUGGAAAGGCAAUUUUAUGAAAAUUCCUAUGAUUAUGUUGGAAAGCCUGGAAAAGAAACAAGUGUUGGGGCUGUUCUGGCCAAGAUGGAGAAGAUGGAUCAAAGUGAUUUAGUCCAUGUGUUUAAUGCACUGUUGUGUAGCAAUAGCUACCUGGUUAUCAUAAAUGACCUGUCCACGAUAGAAGAGUGGCAUUGCAUUAAGAAGUACUUUCCUGACAACAAGAAACUAAGUAGAAUUGUUGUUUCCACGCAGCAAGCUGAAAUUGCAAGCUUGUGCACAGAGAAACCGUACCAAGUUUCUGAGUUCAAGCAGUUGUCCUGUGAUCAAACUAUUUAUUUGUUCCACAAGAAGUUGCAGAAUUCAGUGGGACAGGUCAACAUGGGCAGUGUUAGUGUAGCAAUGGUUGGCAACAACGACGAAGCAAAGGCUGCUACUGUGGAGGAGAAACUGAAGGUUAAGCGAGCUUCAUGUUCCGCCGAGCCUAUUUCCUACAGAAGCAAAGUUACUAACGGUGAGACAAACACAGCAUUGCCCAGCGAUGAAAUACAAGAGGAAGACCAAGAACCUUAUAUUGCAGGUGAAGACAAAAUUUGUAACUCAACUGCUAGAAAGAAGUUUGAUCGCAGCAGGACACUGGCACUGGCUGAUGAAUUGCUCUGUGGGCGAGAAACAGAGAAAUUUUUUCUUAUCAAAUUAGUUGGCCAGCCAGACAACAAGUGUUGUACGGUGAUCUCAGUUUGGGGAAUGGGAGGUCUUGGGAAAACCUCUCUUGUUCGAAGCAUCUACCGGAGCCAAGAACUUGGUGGCUGGAAGCGUGCUUGGGCCACUGCAUUGCGUCCUUUUAAGCCAGAAGUACUCCUUAAAGAUUUGGCUUUGCAGCUUCAGAAUACUGUCCAAGAAGAUCCGGCUGGAGCAACAACUGGGGCACAGAAGAAAAGCAUAUCAGUGAUGAAUCUUCAAGAGUUGAAGGAGGAACUAGCUCGGGUACUAAAAAUGAAAAGGUGCCUUGUUGUUCUUGAUGAUAUAUUGUCCACCUCUGAGUGGGAGUUGGUCAAAUCGUGUUUGUAUAAUGCUGGAAGGAUCAUAGUCACCACAAGAGAAAACAGUAUUGCCAAACAUUGUUCAGUAGAGGACAAGAACAGGUACCAUCUUGGUGGUCUGAAAGAGGAUGCUGCACUUGACCUCUUAAAAAAGAAGGUAUUCAAGGACAAUAGUGAAGAAACAGAUUUAGUCCCAGCUAUGAUGGAGCAAGCAAGACUUAUCCUGCAGAAAUGUGAUGGACUUCCUCUUGCAAUAUCGACUAUCGGUGGAUUCCUAGCCAUUAAACCAAAAACUGCUAUUGAAUGGAAGAAGUUGAGUGAUGGUAUUAACACUGAAUUGGAGAUAAAUUCCGAACUUAGGACAAUAAAGACAAUUCUUAUGAGGAGCUACGAUGGUUUGCCAUACCAUCUCAAGUCUGCUUUCUUAUACCUAUCCAUAUUUCAAGAAGACCAGAGAAUUAGGUGGGGUCGCUUGGUGAGGCGGUGGACUGCAGAGGGUUACUCAAGAAAUAUGCAUGGCGUGACUGCAAUUGAGCUUUGUCGGAGGUAUUUUGAUGAGCUCUUGGAUAGGAGUAUGAUCCUGCCAGGGGAAGGGACAGACCAAUACAGUCAGAAAAUCAAUUCUUGCCAACUUCAUGAUAUGAUCCGUGAAAUAUGCAUCUCAAAGGCUAGGGAGGAAAACCUUGUUUUGACGCUGGAGGAAGGAUGUUGUUUGAGUGACACACAAGGUGCAAUACGUCAUCUUGUCAUUGGCAGCAACUGGAAAAGGGAUAAAGAUGUGCUGGAGAGCAAGCUAGACUUGUCACAUGUGCGAUCAUUGACCGUAUUCGGAGAGUGGAGAUCAUUUUUCAUCUCUGACAAUAUGAGGUUCCUCCGAGUGCUUGACUUAGAAGACACACUGGAGUUAAAAGAUCAUCAUCUUUAUGAUAUUGGGCAACUCCAUCACCUCAAGUAUCUCUCUCUUCGAGGAUGUCAGAACAUUCUAUACCUGCCUAAUUCUUUGGGAAAUUUGAGGUACCUUGAAAUGUUGGAUGUUAGAGGUACACGUAUAUAUGAGUUGCCAACAACAAUCACCAAUCUUCGGAAGCUACAGCACCUUCGGGCAGAUGGUUAUUGGGACCGUAAACAUGGUGUCAAGAGAGAGGAUGACAUAGUUGAUAAGCAUGAAAAUUACAGUAAUCGUAUUUCCACAUAUCAAACAUGCAGUGUUUUGUUGUCCAGAGGUCAUCUUUUCUUGAGACCACAAGUUCUAGAUGCUGGUUUGAACAGGUAUGAUAUAUUCAAUCUAUACCGCUUCCAGGAGAUGAAGCUAGAUGGCGUUAUACCUCCUAAAGGGAUUGGUAAAUUGAAGGCCCUUCACGCACUAGGUGUUGUGGAUGUUUCCGUGAGAAAUGGAAACGCCACUAUAAAAGAGUUUGGAGAGCUUACUCAGCUGCGUAAGCUUAAAGUGGGUGGUCUGAGCUACAGAAACAUCAAUGAGUUCUGGUCUGCCAUUGCUGGUCAUAGUCAACUUCAAUCUUUGUCAGUUAAAAGAGUUAGCUGGCUUGAAGAGAAGAACGUGUUAGAUGGCUGUUUGGGUGAUGGUUUGUUGCCACCAAGCAGCAUCAAGAGCCUCACUCUGCUUGGCAAGCUAGUCAAUGUAACAAAAUGGAUCCGUACGCUUCAGAAUCUCUCCAAGUUGGUGCUAAGGCAUAGCAGAUUGGAGCAAGAUGAUGCCAUACAAGCCCUUGGGUUACUACCAAAUCUUGCAGUUCUACGUCUGAUGCCGUUGUCGUUCGAUGGGACACAGCUCCAUUUCCAGAGCUCAUCUUUCCCGAGUCUCAUGGUGCUGGAGUUGCAUUUGUUAAGCAACCUCCGGUCGGCGCUGUUUGAAAAAGACGCAAUACCUAAGCUCCAGCUGCUACAAGUUGGUGGGUGCUGCCAGCUACAUGCAUUCUGCGGGCUGCCAGCCCUCACAAGCCUCAAGGAGAUUCAGUUGGGUAGUUGUGGUCUCAAUAAAACAUUGAAGAAAUCGGUAAAGAGUCAGGUAGCAGAGCAUAUGAAGCACGUGAGAGUGAAUAUUGUUGACUAAACUUUGUUUAUACGUACGUAUGUAUGUAUGUAUGUAUGUAUGUAUGUAUGUAUGUAUGUAUGUAUGUAUGUAUGUAUGUAUGUAUGUAUGUAUGUAUGUAUGUAUGUAUGUAUGUAUGUAUGUAUGUAUGUAUGUAUGUAUAGAUUCCAUCUGAGAACAAAGAUUGGUGUGUGUAGUUGCGCUUGUAAUUGUUCCUCUAGUACUGGUGUAGUAGAUACCGCGAUGGCAGAAUAAGUACUCAUUGCUUGUUCUCCCACGCUGACUUCUUUUUUC
Triticum aestivum (bread wheat) is the source of this 4772-nucleotide messenger RNA. Its product is annotated as disease resistance protein Pik-2. Bases 597 to 4499 code for a protein of 1300 amino acids. Gene Ontology annotation, molecular function: ADP binding. Gene Ontology annotation, biological process: defense response to other organism. The record is from RefSeq and is a predicted model, not a curated record. The transcript has 5 exons. Lineage: Eukaryota; Viridiplantae; Streptophyta; Magnoliopsida; Poales; Poaceae.